Molecule: messenger RNA, 5459 nt
Organism: Plodia interpunctella (Indianmeal moth)
Lineage: Eukaryota; Metazoa; Arthropoda; Insecta; Lepidoptera; Pyralidae
Product: chromobox protein homolog 5-like
Exons: 6
Coding region: 570-1418 (282 amino acids)
Biological process (GO): chromatin organization; negative regulation of transcription by RNA polymerase II
Cellular component (GO): pericentric heterochromatin
Molecular function (GO): chromatin binding
Source: RefSeq, a predicted model, not a curated record
UUCAAGUUGCGUUUGUAUUAACACAAAAUAUUUUUGUAAAGUGUGAUUUAUUUAGAUGUAUUUUCUAACUUCACUCCGCACCAAAAAUAGCAGAAAAUUUUGUUAGAAGAAUUGUUUCUGUUACCAUUACUAAAUGAUCUAAGUUUGGAUGGGUAAGAAACGUAGCGGGAAACUGUAAAUUAAAGGAAAGAUUGGAAUAAUAUGAAUUUAAAUAAAAUUUUAACAGACCAGGUCUGCAGAAUAUGACAUAAAAGUAUGGCUGGAAUAUGUUUAUAUUUUUUGGGACGGAAAUUCACGCAGGACAAAAUCUACGUCUUUAAUAUUCAAAUAUUCAGGCAGUACUAUACUAUCGAUAGUAUAAGUUUAGAUUAUCUGUAGUAUCAAUCGGCAUCACCCACCACAACACUAUUUCUGUCAUUUCUGUAAUUCUAUUUCUAUAGGUACCUACCUAGUGGCUUGGGUUAUCGUAGGUGUACCUACCUAGCUACGUAGGUAUUUUGCGGCGUUUACUUGUAUUUCCCUCCAUUUAAUAUAAAACUUGCAAUAUUGUGUAUUUUCCUAAAUUUAAUAUGCGGAAAAUAUCAAAGAGUCGUACAGAGGACGAUGUGGUAUCGUCAACAAAUGGAUCUGUUGUUAAUGAAGAACCCGUUGAUACAACAAAUGAACCCACGCUAAACGAUUCUGAAGAAAAGGAGAUGUCAGAAGAUGUCGAAGCUGAUCGAAGUAGCCUUACUCACUCUGAUAUUGCUCCUAAAAAAAACUCUCAAAAAGGUAAAUCGAAAAAAAAGAAGUCCAAAGUAGAGAAAGAAGAUGAUGUCGAGGAAGAAUAUGAGGUGGACAAAGUUGUUGAUUCAAAGAAGAUAAAAGGAAAACUGCAUUACUUGAUACGCUGGAAGGGUUAUUCAGCUGACAGUGAUACUUGGGAGCCAGAGAAUACACUUUCCUGUCCAGAGUUAAUAAGUAAAUUCCAUGAUGAGAAAGAAAAUUCAAAGAAUAAGGAAAGUAAGUCAUCUAAGAAAAAGAAUCUUAAGAGAAAAUCUACAAAAAAAGAAACUAAAACAAGUAAGAGACCUAAAACAAACUGGGAUAGUGAGAAGGCCGAUGAAAAUGCAGAAUAUGAAGUUGAUCGAAUUUUAGAAGUUCACCACAAGAAAAAUGGCAAUAGGGAAUUUCUUAUCCAUUGGAAAGGUUGGUCAAGCAAAUUUGAUUCCUGGGAACCAGAGAAUCAUCUAAAUUGUCCUGAUCUAAUAAAAAAGUUUAUGGAGAAGGUUGGUGCUGCACGAGCAACUGAAACAAGGAACUUAAGGGUGGCUCCAGAAACUACUAAUCGUUUCACUCUACAAGCUCCAUCUUCAGGACGAAGGUUGAGCAAAAGAUGUGGUCAACGCCAACGUGUUCGCUACGACAAUGCAGAAUGAAUAUGAAUGAAAGCAGUCUACAUUAAGAAGUGACAUUCAUAUGAAUGUACCAAAAAUAAUAAUUCUAUAAUUUAGUAAUAAUUAUAUAUUAUGAAAAUGGUUUGAUUGCUGUACGAGCCUGUACGAGAUACGUCAGAUAAACAUAUAAUAUAAGAAAGCUCUAGUUAGAUAAUAUUGUGUGAGUAGAUUAAUCUUAAAGCUUUCAAAGUCACAGUCUAUUAUAUGUGUGAAUUCUACAAAAAAAAUGUACAAAAGGUGUGGCUCGCAAUAUUACAUUAUCUACCUGUCAACCAUUAGACAAAACAGAGAUAGCAAGUCGAUAAAGUGCAAAUAAACAAAUUAUAAUUAUGAGGUAAAAUGCAUUGAGCACAAAUAAAUAAUUCUUCGUCAUGAACACAACAUUUUCAUGUAAUACUUUACCAUGGAAAAUUCAUUAAACACACCAUCAUGUACGUAUAGAGCGUCACGACCAAAAGCGUAGCGGACAAAUUUUAAAAGCGUCGGGGAACGAGAGCCAAGUUGGACCCAAAGAAAGUUUGCUUUUGUUCAUCACUAUUUAAAAUUGGUUCCAAAUUUCUAUUUUUCGAUUGCUAUAUUAUGCAACUUGUAUUGAAUGCAACUUCAGGGCUCUCUUUAUGUUAAACACAUUGUGUGUACCAUUGAUGCUGUCGAGCUAGUGAGCAUUGAAAAUAUUUAUAUAUUAAUAAUAUAUAUCUAUUAGCUAUAAAUAAUACUGAAGCCCGCACUCCCAAGAACUGUUUGAUGUAAGGUACAGAUAUUGCUAUCUCCUUUACCGUUAGCUCGCGUCUUCAUGUUUUAACUAGCUUUUGCCCGCGGCUUCGCCCGCGUGAAUUUCAUCGCAAAAUCUCAGUAUUUUUUUUAUCGUGUACUCUGUAAGACUGGUAAACAUGUAUGAUUCGAAUUCGCAUUUUUUCUAAUCUUUAGUUCAAUUUCCUGUAUCGCGCUGCGUGUCUCGUCCCGCAAACUUGUAAAAAAUCCCGCUUCCUGCUAUGUAAUGUAGAUAUCCCAUACCGUUUCCUACAUAUUGUGCCAUCAUGUUUUUCGCAAUGUGUCCAGUCCCAUUUCCCACUACGUGUCUCUUUCCGAUUUCCCGCUCUGACUCCCACUCCCGCUUUCUGCAACGCCUGCCGGCCCAUUUUCCCUGACGUUUUACGUCCUGGUUUUUUAUUAACGACAAACGUAAAUUAAACAUUUUUUGUAUUUACUAUAACUGUUAUUUACUACAAAAAGUAAGUGUGCCAAUUUUCAGCUAUUUAUCAUGAAAAUUGUAUUAAGUCCCAUACAAUCUUUCACCCCCCUUUUCAACGGUGUAGAACUUUCAUAUUUACAGUUUUUCACCCCUUGAACCACUUUGGAGAAUUUCCAAAAAUCCUCUUUUAGUGCUUACCUACAUGCAGUUUCGGGUGUACGUUGUCUGUCAGUCUGUCAGUCAGUCACUCGGUAACGGAAGAGUUUUAUAUAUAUAAUCAACGGUAUGUAUAAUCAACGGUAGGGCCAGCGCACGAAUGUAAAGAUUUUCGUUAGCGCUUUUGUUUUUCGGAUUACUUUAUAAAUUGAUCUGGCUGAAUACUAAUUUAUUUCAAAACUAAAAUGCCUAUAGCAAUCUCGGAUAAUGUAGCUUUAUAAUGGUGAAAUAUUUUUUGAAAUUGGUUUGGUAGCUUCGGAGAUUACCAGCCUCAAACAUACAAACGCUUAUCUCUUUAUAAUAUUAGUAUGGAUUUGUGAGAGAGAAACUACAACGUGAUUUAGAGAUUAAAAAGUUUUUGUGGCGCCAUCUAGUGAUUUAUUUCGGAAGUACAAUAUCAUUUUGUCUGAGCGAAACCAUAGCGCAUUUUGAAAGUCUUGAUGGCGCCAUCUAUUCAAAUCUUUAUGUUCAAAACUCAAAUAUAACAAAAUUAAAUUGAAAAUUGAUACCUUCUAAUUAUAUCUAUAUCAAACUUUCAUCGAUAAAAAAAAAAAUAUUCUGUUUAAACCUUUCUACAAAAUUUUAAAGUAAAUCGUCUCCGUGGAUUGUUAUUUUAAUUUUCCUACAGGACCCUCCUCAUUUUCCGGGAUGAAAUGUCUUUAAGAUGUUAACCCGGGAUUUCGAGGAAUUUUUGAUACAUAAUUAGGUUUUAAAUUGUCCUACGAGAACCUGACCAUUUACCGAGACGAAAUGUAUCUAAAUAUCCUACAGGACCCUCCUCAUUGUCCGGGUUGAAAUUUUCGUCAUCUCUAUCAGUAACUAAGUACGAAGAAUUAAAAAAAUAUAUCCAAUGUACAAAUUGGCCUUUCUUCAAUUUUAUUACAUGUAUUGAUAAAUUUUAUUAUAUGUAUUGAUAUACCCCUAAUAUUACAUAUGUAUCUGUAUACCUAUCAGCACGCAAGUGAGGUUGGACUACAGAUGAAAUGUUUAGCAAUACAUUGUUUUUUGGAUCCAUGGAAUUAGUAGGUAACGAAGUACUUAUUAAAUCCAUGUUUGGUUGGAUCAAAACUUAGCAGGCUCCAGUAUUACUUAUAGCUUCAUGCACCAAUAAAGCCACCCGUUACCAUGGUGCACAAAUCAACAUCAUUUGUCAUGCUUUAGAAGUCAUGUCAUUGUUUUUAAAAAAUAAAAAAUAAAAAUUGAACCGAUUCAAUGGCAAGAAUCUUACCACUGCGCCACCGAGGUCGUCAAAUACUGUGUAUCUUAUUUUAUUGCUACAUGAUAACAUCGUAGUCAUAUUCCAUAUCAAGAAUACAUAUUUUAAUAGAUAUUUUUCAUUACCUACAUAUUUUGAAUACAGUUGUAUUUACAAAAAAACAUUUUGCUCUUAAACAGCAUUUUUUCAGACUAGGUAAGAGUUUGUGACUUUGUGAGUUUGUAUGUUUGAGUCGGGUAAUCUCCGAAACUACCGAAUCGGUUUCAAAAAUUCUUUCACCAUUAGCAAGUUACAUUAUCCAAGAUUGCUAUAGGCUAUAAGCCCCGGGCAACAUCUAGUUCAUAAUAUAAAACCUGCAAACACUGUUUUUUUUAAAUAUUUUAUGUAAAACUGGUGGGUUUUAUGUAAGAUACUAUUUUGGAAGUAUUUUAGUGCAUUUUUUUAUAUAGCGCCUGUGUACUAUUUACUUCAUUAUGUUUUUUUUAUAAUAUAAAUUGGUGAUCCACCUACGAGCAAAGACCAUCUUACUAACUGACGGCUUUAAUGUUGAUUGAAAAAGAAAGAAGAAAAAAAAGAGCCAGUGUUCGAAUGAAGCAUUCUAACCUAUCUACAUAUGUACCAAGCUCUAAAAUUUAUGACGAGUCGCGAGGCGCCGUUGGCAAGGUCGCAGCUUUGCGAUACAGUGAUACACUGGCGAGCUUUUACCGACGGACCACAAACCCGCGUCUUUACUGGCCCGAGAAUGAGUGGAUAGUGCGACUUUACCAUUCGAUAUGGACUGUCGAUAUUUUUCGCAGUGAGACGCAGUGAACUAAUACGGUGUGGUUGUCGUCGCGUCGCAAUAUUAUAUUGUAGAACUUGUGAUUGGUUCGCUUCGUCUCGUUUCGAAACCUCAUCGGUCACACUGCAGCCUAGGGCGAAGUGCGGGUUUGCAUUUCUAUUCUUACCAUCGAAUGGAUUCGAAGUGAGACGCAGCGAACCAAUCACAGUAUGCCAUUGUGACGCAACGUCAACCAUACCCCAAUGUGAUUUCACUGGUUCACUGCGUCUCACUUCAAAUCGAUUCGAUGGUGAAAACUGAAAUGCAAACCCGCACUUCACCCACGAAUUGAUAGGUCACUCGCUCACUAGUUGCAAGGUAGGUAUAUUCUGUAAUUGUUAAUAUGAUUUCUUUAUGUCUCAGGAUUAUGCUUACUAUUAUAGAAAAGUAUAUUGAGUUACUCAAUUAUUUUCAAUAUUCCGCUAAAGAUUACCAUAGUACCUAUAUAGACUACAAUGUCAUAUGAGAAUAUUAGAUUAAGAGUAUGCCGGAAAGAAGCGGUCUUUCAAAAAACUUAAGUACAUUGGAUGUAAAAAUGGCGAGAUUUUAGUUUUAAUGCAAUAAAAUAAGUGUAUUUAA